UGCCAGGCUCAUCCACCUUACCAACCGUUCAGUGUCCUCCACCCCUCUUUGCCAAUCCCUCCACUGGCCUCCACUCAGUGUCCUCCAUCCCUCUCUGCCAAUCCCUCCACUGACCUCUACAGUGUCCUCAGUGUCCUCCACCCCUCUCUGCCAAUCCCUCCACUCAGUGUCCUCCACCCCUCUCUGCCAAUCCCUCCACUGGCCUCCACUGGCCUCCACCCCUCUUUGCCAAUCCCUCCACUGGCCUCCACUCAGUGUUCUCCACCCCUCUUUGCCAAUCCCUCCACUGGCCUCCACCCCUCUCUGCCACCCUCUUUGCCAAUCCCUCCAAUGGCCUCCACUCAGUGUCCUCCAUCCCUCUCUGCCAAUCCCGCCACUGACCUCCACUCAGUGUCCUCCACCCCUCUCUGCCAAUCCCUCCACUCAGUGUCCUCCACCCCU
Messenger RNA from Staurois parvus, 441 nucleotides. NCBI's taxonomy places the organism in Eukaryota, Metazoa, Chordata, Amphibia, Anura, Ranidae. The record is from the annotation of a GenBank genome assembly.